Messenger RNA from Geodia barretti, 1930 nucleotides. Lineage: Eukaryota; Metazoa; Porifera; Demospongiae; Tetractinellida; Geodiidae. The record is from the annotation of a GenBank genome assembly.
CCCUGGUAGCUCAGUUGGUAGAGCGCUCGCACCCCCGCCCAAGGCAGGUCUUCAUCUUCUGCGCAUGCGCGCACAGGAAUGACUGGUGCGCUUCAAAUUGAAUAAUGGCCAACUUUGAAGCUCUAGUGAAGUGGUCGCUGAAGUACCAUGAUGGGACGAGGAACGAGCCACAGAUGGACGACGAGCGUCGCCGGUAGUUGCAGGAGGCUCUGCAGGCCGUAGCUUCGGUUCCGACAGAGUCUCAGUUACUGCAGGCGGCGCUGACAGUCCUGAGAGCCCAUAGUCCAGCGGGAGGAGAUGUGGGAGAGGAGGAGGGAGAGGAGGAGGAGGAACAUCUACUGAGAACCUUUGAGGAGAUACAGUAUCUCAUUGAGGACCUCGACAAUGCCAAUAACCUGAUACCAAUGAAUGGUGUUGAAGUGGUAGCCAGUUACUUGGAUCACAAGAAACAGUCACUGGUGCGGUCAUCAUGUGAGCUGAUUGCCACGGCAACACAGAACAACCCCAAGACCCAGGAGGCCUUCCUAGCGAUGCUACCUCGUCUGCUGACGAUCCUUAAUGACAGGAGUUACCCCUCGAGUGUCUGGGUGAAGGCUCUGUACGCUGUGUCUUGUAUGACACGGAGCUACACUCCAGGAGUGGAGAGACUGCUCUCUCUGGACGGACUGGCAACACUCCGUCUCUGUCUGGGGGCCGACGACACCAAGAUGGUCGUCAAGACUCUCUUCAUCCUCAUGAGCUACUUCUCCCCAACCCAGGGAGAGGUGAGAGGAACAAGGGGACGAAACAGCAUCUGAAGAAUGUGUACACGUCUCUGGGGCUGACGAUGCUGUCAGCAGCAGCCGGGGCCCUGGGCUUCUUCCUGCUUCAGCUACAGGUUUCACUGCUGGCAGUCCUGGGGUCCAUUGGUCUCCUAUUUGCCAUCAUGUUCACUCCACACACUCCCGAGAAUGUUACCAAGAGACUCGGUUUCCUCUGUGCCUUUGGUGCAUGCACUGGUGUUAGUCUGGGCCCACUACUUGGUGCAGUUGCUGACAUCCAGCCAAGUAUCAUCCCAACGGCAUUCCUUGGUUCGUGUGCCAUAUUUGGUAGCCUCAGUCUUGCCGCUCUGUAUGCCGAGAGGAGAAGUAUGCUGUUCUUGGGAGGUUUUCUGAUUUCUGGACUCAACAUGUUGGUGAUGAUGCUGUUCUUCAAUAUCUUCUUGGGAUCUCACAUGGUCUUCCAGCUGGAUGUGUACGGUGGUCUCAUUCUGUUCUGUGGGUUCGUUCUCUUUGACACCCAACUGAUUGUGGAGCGAUUCAACAACGGAGACAACGACUACGUCCGUCACUCUCUCGACCUCUUCCUCGACUUCAUCAACAUCUUCCGUCGUCUGCUCGUAAUCCUGGCCUCCAAGGAGAAGAAGAGGAAGAACUAACUACACAUUAUACUGUUCUCUGGGUGAUAGAGACUUCAACUGUAGCUGUUGUAGCAUCAAAAACACUAUACACACCAGAAAUUACCAAUUGUACCCAAAACCUACUCAUUUGUACCCAUGCACCAUUUUUUGUGAUAAUUUUGCUGCUAAUAAAGAUGUCAGUGUGCCAGUGUGUUGCACUGCAGUGAACUCGGAGUGGCUUCAAAAGUGGAUGUGUGUUGGUGCUCUUAAAAUAGAGUAUUGUACAUAAUGUAGGAAUGACUGCUAAAAUAAUUGUGGUGCAUAUACAUAAGCUAGCGUCCCUUAUGAGAUUGCACUUAGCAGGGUGAUAUCAAAAUUAAUGCACAUACAGUAUUGUAGCACUGGUGCAAGAUACUUAAUAUAGUAUUUAUUUGAAACUGUAGUUGAUGACUAGUGUAUGGCACUAAGACAACUCAUUAGUAUGCAUGGUGUAUGGUGUGCUGACUCAGCCAUACACGCACAUGUGGUGUAUGACACCAUGGCAUGCAUACU